CAGGGGCCUCCGCAACCUGGGCAGCCAUUUAAGUUUACGGUUGGUGAGUCAUGUGAUAGGAUAAAAGAAGAAUUUAGCUUUCUGCAAGCGCAGUACCAUAGUUUGAAAAUGGAGUGCGAGAAGCUUGCAAGCGAGAAAAUAGAAAUCCAGCGACACUACGUUAUGUAUUACGAAAUGUCGUAUGGUCUUAACGUGGAAAUGCAUAAGCAGACUGAAAUCGCCAAGAGACUUAAUGCUAUUAUAGCCCAAAUCCUACCUUUUCUAAAUUCUGAGCACCAGCAGCAAGUGGCAACGGCUGUUGACCGAGCGAAACAGGUCACAAUGACUGAGUUGAACGCCAUAAUUGGACAACAACGACCGGACCUCCCCAGAAUAUUGCAACAGAUGCACGCCGGACAGCUCCCCCACGCCGGGCACGCCCCGCCCCUGCCAAUGAUGCCCCACCCAGGCCUGCCGGGGCCCCCGGCCACUGCGGCCUCGCUGCUUGGACUCUCGGCCUCUUUGGCAGGGCCUGCGGCGCACCCCCUCAGCAUGUUGGCCGCCAAACCGGACCUUCACAGGGAGGAGACCAAGUCAGCCUCUGAGGCAAAGAGAGAGAGUGAGAGAGAGUUCUCGACCCCCGAACCAGCAAACAAAGAAGAGGGCGACUGUAGCGGACGGUUAUCCCAGAUGACUGCUGUUCGAGGGCCCUUGUCUAACUCCCUCUCCCUCCCCCUCUCCGCGAAGAGGCGAAAUCACACCCCAAUCCCUUCCUCUAAGGGCAAAAGCCCUCUUCCACCCUCUUGUUUAUACUUCCGCUCCCUCAAAGACUUCUUUCCACGGUUUCUUCUGUUCCUCUCCGAUAGCAGAUCUUUCAAUAAAUCUACACUAAACCUUUUCCAAAACGUUUGA
Messenger RNA from Nezara viridula (southern green stink bug), 891 nucleotides. The record is from the annotation of a GenBank genome assembly. Lineage: Eukaryota; Metazoa; Arthropoda; Insecta; Hemiptera; Pentatomidae.